Messenger RNA from Cryptomeria japonica (Japanese cedar), 2657 nucleotides. RefSeq names its product squalene synthase 1. Gene Ontology annotation, cellular component: endoplasmic reticulum membrane. The transcript is spliced from 16 exons. The coding region runs from base 768 to 1997 and encodes 409 amino acids. Gene Ontology annotation, biological process: farnesyl diphosphate metabolic process; lipid biosynthetic process. The record is from RefSeq and is a predicted model, not a curated record. Gene Ontology annotation, molecular function: squalene synthase [NAD(P)H] activity. NCBI's taxonomy places the organism in Eukaryota, Viridiplantae, Streptophyta, Pinopsida, Cupressales, Cupressaceae.
UUUUGAGAGAAGACUAUUCUCUAUGGUUCUAUAUAUAUAGAGAUUGUUUUUCUAAUUGUAGAAUAUUUUUGUAAACAAGAACUGGCAUUCACAGUACAUAUUCUGUGCAGACUAUCUUAUUGUAUACUAUUAAGAUGUUGUGGUUGCAUAUUCUGUAAUGGGCUAUAAUGCAGACUAUCUUAUUGUAUACUAUUAAGAUGUUGUGGUUGCUGAGGCCAGUCUUGGAUUUCCCUGCUGGGUCCGCGCGAGCUGUUCCGGCCACUUUUCCACCGAUGUCACACAGGGAUGUUUGAUUCGCCUACAGCGUACGAUCUUCCUGCUUCAGAUGAUUUGCCCCCAAUCAAGCAUGCGGGCCUUUUUCUCCGCGGGCGGCGCCCAUGUGUAUUGUUUUCUUUAAAAAAGAAAAAAAUCAUUUUCAAAUGAACUUAUAAAUUCUUGCGAAUUUUGCUGUGUCACGCUCUCGGCCGACAAGUGUUUAAUGAUGCCAGGAGUAUUUAGUUUAGAUCUAUGAAAGUUUUACCUCUGCGCACAGCCACCUUAUGCUGCUCUACACAGAACCGAAGAUCAUUUACUCCUGUGUGCUGCUCCUGUAGUGGUGCGUUUUGGUAGAAAUUUACAGCCUAGAUCAUAUGCGAAUGUCUCACACUCCAAACUGGUGUCUCGCUUGACAGGCUAGAUGGAUGUACACAAUUAAUAAGUUCGUUUGCUUAAGAAGGCUGGCUUAGUCUGUUCAUUAGCGCCAUGAACUUGAUGAUGCCUAGCUAAAAAUGUCGAGCAUUGGGGCCAUAUUAAAGCAUCCGGAGGAUCUGCCAGCUUUGCUGAAAAUGAAGUUUGCAGCAACGCAUGCCAGUAAGCAAAUUCCUUCGGAUCCAGACUUGGCAUUCUGUUACACAAUGCUACACAAGGUCUCUCGGAGCUUUGCCUUUGUUAUUCAGCAGCUGGGAGUUGAGCUUCGCAAUGCUGUUUGCAUUUUCUAUUUGGUUCUUCGAGGACUUGAUACUGUUGAGGAUGAUAUGAGUAUUCCAGUGGAUACAAAGCUACCAAUUUUGACUAAUUUCCAUCAGCACAUAUAUGAUCCUUCGUGGCACUUCUCUUGCGGAGUUAAUGACUACAAAGAACUGAUGGACCAAUUUCAUCAUGUGUCUGCUGCUUUUUUAGCGCUUGGAAAGAGAUAUCAAGAAGCAAUUGAAGAGAUAACUAGAAGGAUGGGUGCAGGGAUGGCAAAAUUUAUUUGCCAAGAGGUAGAAACAGUUGAGGACUACGAUGAAUACUGCCAUUAUGUUGCAGGAUUAGUUGGUUUGGGAUUGUCUCGACUCUUUCAUGCAGCUUCUCUUGAGGACUCGUCUCCAGAUUUGUUGUCCAAUUCAAUGGGAUUGUUUCUUCAGAAAACCAACAUUAUUAGAGAUUACUUGGAAGACAUAAAUGAAAUACCAAAAUCACGCAUGUUUUGGCCACGUGAAAUAUGGGACAAGUACACCAUCAAUCUUGAGGCUUUGAAAGAGGAAGAGAGGUCAAAGGAAGCUGUUCAAUGCCUUAAUGAAAUGAUAACUAAUGCACUAAGGCAUGCUACCGACUGCCUUAAGUACAUGGCAGCAUUACGUGAUCCAGCUAUAUUCCGAUUUUGUGCUAUCCCACAGAUCAUGGCUCUGGGAACGUUAGAAAUUUGUUAUAAUAAUGUAGAGGUAUUCAGAGGAGUUGUCAAGAUCCGGCGAGGUUUGACAGCCAAAAUAAUGGACAGGACCAAGAGUAUGGCUGAUGUGUAUGAGGCUUUUUUUGAUUAUUCUGGAAAAUUGGCUUCCAAGGUUCCAAAAGAUGAUCCCAAUGCUGAUGUGACAUUAAAAUACGUUGAUGACAUACAAAGGUCUUGCAUCGCCUCUGGUUUGCUUUCUAAAAGGAGGAGUUUAACUAUCGAUAGUAAAAAAGGACAUGAAGUAUUUCUGGCAAUUUGUGUACUUCUGUUGGCCGUUUUGCUUGCUAUUCUCACAUUCAAACUGUAAAUGUGGUGCGAAGAAGAUUUCUUGUAAUCAAAUUGUAAUUUUACUUUCAUUUUUGGCUUCCUUAUUGGGUUUUUCCCUCCUCUUCCAUUUUAUCCUUCAUGGGGUUGAUAGGAGGGGCUGCUGUUUUGUUCUGCUAGUAUUCGGAUUCCACCAGGAUCAGUCCAGCUGACCGAUUGAGAGAAUGUGUGAGGGGUUUUACCAGAAUGAGCGAGUAAAUUAGUGACAGUUACUGAUAUGAGGGUUCUCUCCAUGCUCAUGUGGUUUUUUCACCCCUUAGGCCUGCCAAUCUCCCAUUAUCUGUUCAGCUUGUGCUUGAUCAUUUAUCUGCACUUUGCCCUGGAAUGCAAAUGGGCAAUUAUUUGUCUUCAGCCUAUGAGCUAUCUAUCUGGUUUAGAUCAGGCUGUGUACUUAUUAAUUUUGCAAUGUUCUUUUCAAAGUAGUCUUGCGCAUGUGACCUGAAGCGAAUGCCAUUUACUGAAAUUCAUUAUCUGGUAUGAAUGGUAGUUUUAUACAUAGGUUAUAUAGGUUAUAUGAGGUGCAGAUAAUUGAAAACCUUCAAAUCGUAACACACACAUAUAUUAUUGUAAUUGUUAAAUACAGACAUAUAUUUCUGUUUGGAAGUUCAUGUGAUAUAUGAAUAUGCAGAGUUUCUUUAAAAUA